CAAUAACAUAGAAGCCAUUUUUCGGUCUAACGGUUUUCAGGAAACAGCUGUAAUACGAUGGACACAUCUUUCUACUUUGAAGUGUUCAAAAAUUGUGUCACGUGUUGCCAUGAUUACAGCGCGACUACUAUAUACAAACAAAUACUGUAUCCAGACAAAAUUAAACGACACUACCUAUAAUAGUGUGUUAUGAUCUACCUAGCUGUACUAUUACUAUCAGUUGUUUUGAAUUUUUUUUUGAUCAUAUUAUACCUAUACAGACUUACAUGAAUAUGGUUAUACUAUAAAUAUUUAUAGUUUAUAACACAAAAUAAAAUAUAAUCUAUUUGAAUUCGUUCAUUUAGUGGUUUUUUUUUUUUUCAUUAAUUUAUUAAUUAUUGUUGUUUUGUUCAAUAAGCUGCUGCGCUAUUUACACAAUGUCUACACCAGAAGACAACAAAAACUCGUUGGAGGAAGAUUUAAAUUCAGGAGAAAAAUCUGACACGAUCGAAAAUGACUUGCCAUUAGAAAAACUUUUGAAAUUAUCAAAAUCAUUCAAGACUGGCAUUGAUGAAAAUUUGAAUAAAUUCAAAGAUGAAAAAAUGUCCAUGGUAAAUGAAAUGUCUAGUAUGAGUUCUACAGUAAUACCAAAUGAAAAACAUAUCGAAACAAAUGAUUUUUCUAAAAAGCAAUCACAGAAUAAAUACAAUAAGGAGGAUUCCGAAAAUUUUUUAUUGGAAGAAAACUCUAAAACACUUAGAGUUUUAGAACAAGAAUUUAAAAAUGUAUUAGCUUCCUUUGGUGUGCAACACAAUAAAAAUGAAAUUAAACAAGAUCUGCAGGAAAAAGAAAACAAUCAUAUUAUGUGCACACCAUCUCGACAAAACAAAAUUGGCGAACUACAUCCAAUGAUAAACUUUGAUCAAACUAGUGAUGAAAAAACGAAUUAUAUUAAGAAGAUCCUCGAAGUAGAAAAUAAAUGCCAAUAUUGGAUGGACAAAUAUGAUGAAUUACACGACAAAUAUUUGCUACUGGAAUCCAAACGUAUUCGCAUCGAAAAAGAAAAUUGUAGUUAUCAGAUGGAAAUUUCAAGAAUUAAGAUGAUUGAAAAUGAAAAUUUGCAUCUAAACCAAGCAAUAGACAAAUCGAAUCGAGUUCGUAAGGAAUUAGAAGUUGCACUAGAAUCGUGCCAUGAAGUUGUUUAUAAAUAUCAGACAGACGUGGAUGUCGCCAGAUACAGAGUUAAAGAAGCAAUUGAAAUGGUAGAAAAAACAUAUUCAGAAAAAGAUAAACUUUUAACGGAUUUAAAAAAUUCAAAUGAAAAAAUUGUCAAAUUAGAAAAUGAGAUUACAAAUUUAAUACAAGAAGCCGGUACAAAAGUCAACUUAGAAGUGGAAAAGGUGAAAACAUGUUACAAAGACAAAUUACGUGAGGCUAAUGUUGAAAUUGAGUUUCUACGUACGGAAAAACAAAUUAUGUUUAAUAAAACCGAACAGAUAUCUAAAGAGUAUGAAAUUAUAGAUAAGAAAUAUAAAUCUAUCAGUCAGAAGUGCAAGAAUGAACCAGACUCUAAGAAAUUGACAAUGUUUUCCCAACAAAUUAAAGAGUAUGAAAACACAUUCAGCAAUUUAAUAGCAGAUAUUGAAAUUCUUAAAGAAACAAAUAGGAAACUACAAAAGAGUUACGCGAGAAAAAAAAAUAAAUAUGUAAUGGAAAUAGCGUUUUUAAAGGAUACAACAAAAUCACUAGAAAAUCAUUUAAACAAAGCAAUAAAUGAAAUAUCUGAAAAUAAUGGAAUCAUUUUGGGAGCAUCAGAUAGAAUAAAAACACUGGAAUUGGAAAUUAGUAAAUUGAAACGACCAGAAGACAAUUUUGAACAAAAAGAAACUCAAAUUAAUGAACUUAUUAAACACGUAGAAGCACAAAAACAAGUGAUGGAGAUGUGGAGAAAUGAAAUGCACAAUAUGAUUGAAGGAUUUAAACAAAAAAUCAAUCAACUAAAAUAUCACUGCUGUAAACUUUAUAAAAAAAAUAGAAAACUAAGACGAAUAAUAAAUAAUUCAAAAUUUAGUUCUAAAUAUUCGAUUAUCAAAAAAAAACAAAUUCGCAAUAGAAGGAGGAAUAAAAAAUUAAAUAUUUCAUCAAUGUCAACGCCAUGUAGUUCUCUGUGAUGGAUAAUAUGUUAUUAUGUUGUUAUGUUAUGUUAUUGAUAUUAUGUUAUUAUAAAUAAAAUAUUAAAUUGUUA
Rhopalosiphum padi (bird cherry-oat aphid) is the source of this 2224-nucleotide messenger RNA. RefSeq names its product putative leucine-rich repeat-containing protein DDB_G0290503. Bases 417 to 2150 code for a protein of 577 amino acids. The record is from RefSeq and is a predicted model, not a curated record. Lineage: Eukaryota; Metazoa; Arthropoda; Insecta; Hemiptera; Aphididae. The transcript is spliced from 13 exons.